CGAACCGUCACUGUGUGUGGUUUCUUUGCGUUUGAUAGCUCGUGCGAGGCAUUUUUCAGGCGAUUCGUGUUUUUCGGCUCGUAGUGCGUUAUCUUUUGCGUAAUCGAUGCGGAUUCUUCAUCGCGGAAUAUAAAUUGUGAAACGCAGGAUAUUUAGUGCUCGAAUAUCCAGACCGGUUUGGUUUGUUCCGUGUUGUCAUCUGUAGGAAAGAAUCGAUAUGGGAAACGUGCUCGCCGCUUCAAAACCGAUCGCUGCCGGUGGACUCCCUCCGCCCUUACCAGCGGAACCGAUCCCUGCCAGCCCGGAGCCGGAGAAGCUCCUGGAGAACCCCGGCUCGAUGGAGGAGUUGCACAAAAAGUGCAAAGAUGUCAUGCCGGCCAACUUCGAGGGCGCCAAGCUGAUGAUCAACAAAGGGCUCAGCAAUCACUUCCAAGUGUCCCACACAAUUAACCUCAACUCGUCCAACACGAGCGGGUAUCGAUUCGGGGCAACCUAUGUGGGCACGAAGCAGAUGUCCCCCUCGGAGGCUUUCCCGGUCAUAUUGGGUGAUAUCGAUCCGGCUGGAAAUCUGAAUGCCAACGUCAUUCACCAGCUGACACCGAACGUUCGGUGCAAAUUCGCUUCCCAAAUCCAGAACCAGAAAGUAACUGCCGCACAGCUGACCACGGACUACAAGGGUCAGGACUUUACCGCUUCGCUCACCGUGGGCAAUCCCAACAUCCUCAACAACUCCGGCGUCAUGGUGGCACAUUACUUGCAAGCGGUAACCAAUAACCUAGCACUUGGCGGAGAGCUAGCAUAUCAGUAUGGCCCACAGGUGCCCGGUGGCCAGAUAGCAAUCAUGUCCGCUGCCGCUCGUUACGCCACCGAAGUCGGUACCUGGUCCGGUACGAUUGGCCUCGCCGGAUUGCACAUCUGCUACUACCAGAAGGCGAGCGAACAGCUCCAGCUGGGCGUCGAGGUCGAAACCAAUCUUCGGAUGCAGGAAGCCACUGCCACCAUGGGCUACCAGAUCGAUCUGCCCAAGUCCGAGCUCGUGUUCCGCGGUAUGGUCGACACCAACUGGAAUGUGGCGGCCGUGCUAGAGAAGAAACUACAACCGCUGCCAUUUACGUUUGCGCUUAGUGGCGUCCUAAAUCAUACCAAGAAUCAAUUCCGGUUGGGUUGCGGUCUGAUUAUUGGUUGAACGGACCAAAACGCAGACAUCCGUUAGGCAUUUUAAGCAGAGUUCAAAACCACACACUUUGAAGUGCAAGUUUCAUCGCAUUUCCUAUUGAGAGCGACAUUCGUAGAGUUGUCGUCGUCCGGUGACCCCACGGGAAGUCGAAGAUUAGUCUGUUAGCAUAAAAUUGAAUAUUAUCAAGAAUGAUUUAAAUAGCUGCAAACCAAGUAUAGUGGAUGCAACAAAAAAUGACAAAGGAUCUAUCUGAAUAAAACUGAAUGGCAAAGAUGUAAAAUGCGCUUGUAUAAAACUCAGAUGUUUGAUUUGUCUAACCGCUUCCCGUUGUUGUAGAUCACACCACGAUCCUCGAUGCAUCAGUAAUGUUGUUAGCGCCAACAGUCACUAAAAAUUAAGUUGUGCUUAUUCUUACGGUUCCUUUUACACAAACAAUAAAAUGGUUCAAGAAAAA
This is a messenger RNA of Aedes albopictus (Asian tiger mosquito), 1631 nucleotides long. Its product is annotated as mitochondrial import receptor subunit TOM40 homolog 1. Lineage: Eukaryota; Metazoa; Arthropoda; Insecta; Diptera; Culicidae. The record is from RefSeq and is a predicted model, not a curated record. The transcript has 2 exons. Gene Ontology annotation, biological process: protein import into mitochondrial matrix. Gene Ontology annotation, cellular component: mitochondrial outer membrane translocase complex; mitochondrial outer membrane. Bases 218 to 1186 code for a protein of 322 amino acids. Gene Ontology annotation, molecular function: transmembrane protein transporter activity.